Panicum virgatum (switchgrass) is the source of this 1338-nucleotide messenger RNA. RefSeq lists its product as uncharacterized. The transcript has a single exon. Lineage: Eukaryota; Viridiplantae; Streptophyta; Magnoliopsida; Poales; Poaceae. The coding region runs from base 1 to 1338 and encodes 445 amino acids. The record is from RefSeq and is a predicted model, not a curated record.
AUGGGUGCUGAGGGUAUGCCAUGGGAUGGAAAUGACCAGGAACCAGUUCAUGAUGAACAAACUGAUGAUGCCAUAGAAGAUAGCGAAAGGGGAGUUCAGGGGUUGAUUCAAGAUCUGUACACUGCAGCAAGCCAUGGCAUUAGUGGUAACUUAUAUCAACAACUCAUGGAAGAGGCAAAUCGUGAACUUUAUCCAGGUUCCACCGAGGAGUCUAGGUUGACAUUCAUAAUUAAACUGCUGCAUAUAAAGGUGUAUAAUCGGAUAACAAAUUCUGGUUUCAAUGCAAUACUUGGGUUGCUAUCGACAUCGUUCCCCAAUGUUACUGGCCUCCCUAAGUCCUAUAACGAGACUAAAGCUCUACUUCGGAAGCUUGGUUUUGGUUAUGUUUCUAUUCAUGUGUGCAAAUAUGAUUGUGCCUUAUUUUGGGGGAAUCAUGCAAAAGUUGAUCAUUGCCUAGUGUGUGGUGAAACAAGAUGGAAAGUGAAUCAGGUUGGUAGAAAGAAAGUUCCUCAUAAGGUGCUGCAUUACUUCCCAAUAAUACCACACCUUCAAAGGCUUUUUAUCUCAAUGCAGCGGGCACAAAUGGCAAGAUGGCACAAGGACAAGAGGGUCGUAGUUGAAAAUGAAAUGAGACAUCCUGCUGAUGGAGAAGCUUGGAAAGAUUUUGAUGAUACUUACAAGAGUUUUGCUGACAAUGCCCGCAGUUUGAGGUUAGCCAUUGCUACUGAUGGAUUUAACCCUUUCGGUCAGAUGACUAAUUCAUAUAGCAUCUGGCUAGUGAUAGUGGUUCCUUACAAUUUUCCACCAUGGAUAUGUAUGGGCCAAUCUAAUUAUAUGCUUUCUUUGAUUAUUCCCGGCAAGAAAUCACCAGGCAAAGAUUUCCAUGUUUUCAUGCAACCUUUGAUGGCAGACAUGCUUAAACUUUGGGAGGGUGUCUCUACUUACGAUGCAUAUGAAGGCAAAGAUUUCCCACUGUAUGCAGCAAUUCUGUGGGGAAUCCAUGACUAUCCUGCACUAGGCACCAUGUCAGGCAGAAGCACUGGGGGUUACUUCGCAUGUGUGCACUGUGAUGAGAAUCCAUGCUCUGAGUGUCUAAGAAACAAAAUUGGGUUCAUAGGCCAUAGACGUUUCCUCCCAAGUGACCACCCAUGGAGGAAAAACACAUCAUUCAAUGGCCACCAUGAGAAUAACGAGAAGCCAAGGAAGUUCACAGCAGAUGAGGUUAUGGGAAGGUUGGAUGCAGCUUCCUAUGUUCUAGGGAAAAAUCCUGAAAAGCCAAAACCAAGGAAACGACAAAGAAAUGGAGAACCAGUAUGGCAUCUGAAGGCUAGCAUAUGA